Molecule: messenger RNA, 9307 nt
Organism: Nothobranchius furzeri (turquoise killifish)
Lineage: Eukaryota; Metazoa; Chordata; Actinopteri; Cyprinodontiformes; Nothobranchiidae
Product: Ig-like V-type domain-containing protein FAM187A
Source: RefSeq, a predicted model, not a curated record
GGAGGAGGAGGGGACCGGGGGACGCUGUGCGCACCUAGAUAGCUUGCUCCUGUAGCAUGCGGCGAACCACAGCAGCUCGCCUCCUACGGUACCGCCUAGACGCGCGACGGAGCGCUUCACACCUCUUCAGUGAUUCCUUUAACCAUUGAGCUUCAUCAUCCAGGUCUCUUAUGCGUCUUCGUGUGCGCAGAAUUAUGCUUAAGCGCCUCGUGAUUUUUAUCUUGAGAGGCGCUAUAGAAAUGAUAUUUUCUUCUUCUUCUUAACAUGCGUCCGAUUCUCUCUCCCCCCACACACCCCCCGCCGCCGUCAGACAUCUGGAACUUUUUCCUGCUGUGUGCACGCAGCCGAAAGGACAAGUUCCGGUACAAAAGUGGUGUGUCUGAAAACACAGUUCCGGUUAAAAACUGGAUUGAAUUGUCCGCAAAUGUUCCAGAAUGUCUAUCUGAAAAGGGCUUUAGAGGCGUGAAGAGAACCAGGAGGGAGCUGGGGACAAAAAGGCUGGGGCUACAACAGAAGACACAUAAAUGAGACGCGGACAAAAGACACACGAGGGCGCUUAUGAGACACAAAAUGGGAAACUAGAGAGGGAUGGAGAACAUGAGGAGACACAUGAGGGAAGACGCAGACCAUGACACUGUUUGUCUGAGGCGUUUUAGUCAGAGUUCUCAUCUGAAGCCGGGCAUUUGCCUUUUCACUCGUAGCAUUCAGCUGCAUCUCAAACAGUUCAAGUUCCUCGCAGAGCAAAGCUCACGAGUCAUGUUCUCUCACCGUAUGACCCGAUGCUCGGAUACGCCCUCACGGCUGGUAGCCACACGUCAGACCUUCAGACAUGCCGGGGUUUAUGGGUUGGAGAAGGAAGAUGAAAGAAAGGAAGUAAAGAGAUGUUUUGUCUGAUUCAGUGAUGUGCUGCUGCUGAAGAAACUAUCGAAGGCUGAGGAAACAUGUCAGCAGACAGACUAAGGUGUUAAAAAGAUGAACGCUCAGGAGGAGGGUAGACCAGUUUUGUUUUACGACAGUGAGUUAAAACGGACACGAGGAGAUGCUAAAUGCAAACCAAAACUGAAAAGUGUUCCUUUGAUAAAUGGGAACUUGAUCUGCCUUGUCCCGGAGUGUUCCCACUUCUCAACACGAGGCCCAAGCCCUCAAGGGCCAAAAAAAUAUAUGUUUUUAUCUAAAUAAUGGAAAACAAAAUAUGCUACUGCAAUUGUUUUAUUUGUUCUGUUCAAAAAGGCCUAAAUAAACGUUUUGUAAAAAUCUAAACUCAAAAAUGUUCAACAAGUGCUGCUGUAUAGUAACUGUCACCUGGAGAGACCAAAUAUCUCACUGAGAAGUGCUUGUGAGGGCCUUCGGGCCACACUUUGGACACACCUGGCCUCUUUCCUUGAAAUCAGGUUCAUUACUAUCAUCACAUCCACAAUCAGCGGGUUCCAUGAUUCUUUUGCAAGCCCAUGCGAGCUGUUCUGGAGAUCCAAAAAUUUAUUUAAAGAGCAAGUCACCCCCAAAUAAACUUUUUUUUGCUGAUAAACUAAAUAUACGAGUGUCUAAUCGUGCUGCAGACACGUGUCGUCAAUAAUUUGGCACUUCAGUGCAUCUUAGUUAAAAUUUAAAUAUUUUGCCUAAAACUGUCAGUGUUGUGCCGUUGUCAGGUAAAAACUCUGCACUGUAUUUUAAUUUAAAUCUGCCACCGCUAUUGGCUAAGAGGUAUGCUAUGAUGUAAACUGGUACAGUAUGAUGUCACAAUGCUGUUGUGAGUCUGUGUGUGUGUGUAUUUGUUAGCAGCUCCGCCCUCUUGGUCUGCCAGGCAACAGCAUUUGUUGCAUUUUUCAAACAUGAAGUGGGAGUGGAGUUAGACUCUGGUAGGGGUUGACUUGCUCUUUAAUACAUUCCUCAACAUGCAUACUUGUCCGCACCUGUGUACUCACGUCCUUGUGAAACGCCAUCAGCAAUGGCCCAAGGACUCUUCCAAUCCUAAGUAUGCAUAACGGCAAGUUCGCUCAAAGUUCCUGGAUGUGUUCUUGCUCCGCCCAUUGUAUCGAGGACGCAUCGGUGCAUCCUUCUGUGGACUUGGGACAGCAAAGUUUAAUGCAUGGCGCCGCUAACCGUUAAACUCCGAAUGUCAGAGGAGAAAGCUAAUAACUGUAAUGUUUAAUAUUAGAAAUGAAAAUAAAAUAAUAUAAUGUUGUCUGUUAUUGAAAAUAAUCGUGUGUAAACUGUAAAUUUUCCUGUGUGUAUGGGUUUCACUCUCACAUCCUUCACAAUGCAAAUUAGCUAACCCACUAUCAAAAUAAAAGCACUGUAGCUCUCUUCUGAUGAAAAAUACACGUAUUUUAAUCACUGACGAUCAGGAAAUGCUAGUAUUAAUAGUUUUGAUCAAAAAUGGGCCAAAUAUAAAAUAAAUAAGAAGUUUUUAUUGUUAUUUUGUCAUUUAAUGGAGAAACUAGACUUUUAUUUUAAUGUCAGGUCGUUAUUGUAACUGUACAAAGAAGCAGCACUUGUUGCCAGGACACAGCGGAGUACGGUUCUGUUCCAAAUACCGUCCUCGUCCUCCCGUCCUCGGUAGAACAGACGUUCUGACGUCCUUGGUAGGAACAUACUUGUCUGGAACAGAAGAACGAGCUAGCAUCCUUGAAUAUUGAGAAACAGAGAUUUUUGUGAAUACGCUGUAAUCGACUGCAACAUAGAACUUAUUUAGAUUUCUAAAAUUUAAAAGUAAAGUAAACAAUGCUGUUUUUUCUCUUCUGGCACUGGGGAACUAUUUCCUGCUGGAAAAUUGAGAUGUUUGUGACGUCUAUGUUGAUCCUCCUGCUGCUGUCGUCUGAAUCACGGAGCUACGAGGCUCCUGGAGAUAAACAGGAUGUCUUUGCCAGCACAGCCUGCCCGGCAUUCCUGACCUUCACAAACGCCGCCUACCUGGCCGGAGUCACCGUGGAGCUGCCCUGCUACUGCAAGCCUCAGGAGGUCCAGUCUGUUGUGUGGUUCUUCCAGAAACGCGGCUCGACUGAUACUAGAGUCCUGUCGGAUCACCAAGGCAACAGGCUGCUGGACACGAGUCACAUCCCUCAAAGCAGUGACCUUCACAGUCGAUUCACCAUCCGGCUCUUCAGCCUGCUGAUCUUCAGAGUGGGGCCCGCCGACUCCGGACUCUACAUCUGCGGCUCCACCAACGGGGACUUCUUCUUUGGUUACGACCUGGAUGUUCAGGAGGCCCAAACAGUCACUUUGACUCAGAGGUCCUCUGAAGAAAGUGUGAAGAGGAGAAGGCAUAAGAGCAAAGCAUACCUGUACCAGGUCUUCACCAGCUUCCAGCCCUGGUCUGUCUGCGACCGCUGUGGAGUUCCCGGGGAGCAGGUCCGUGUGGGACUCUGCUACGUUCGUUCCCGCUUCCUGCAUGUGCGGUACAGACAGCCCAAUCAGACGGCCGCAUCGUGUGGUUCCGGGGCCUUGCCCAGAGCUUUCCAAACUCAGAUGAGCAGCCGAACGGGGGCCAGGUUGGAGAUCAAGAGCUGUCAAGUGACUUGUCCAACCGAUGCACCCCCUCCCUCUCAGCUGACUGCCUUGAAGGAAUUUCUGGGGUAUAGUUCUGACUCCCUGCCAGUGCCGGUACCCGUGCUCUUUCUGAACCACCCAGCUGACCGAGACCUCGUCCUGGAAUGCCCCGGGGCACGUCCCAACACGGCUGUGGCCUGGGAUCAUGGAUCAAAACCAAUCUACAGAUCAGAACACCUGCCAGGUGGUAACAGUAGCACCCCCCCACCCAGGCUGUGGAUAGAUACAGGACAUCACCUCGUGUUCCAACCAACCAAAGCGCAGGACUCAGGAGUCUACUACUGCUGGCUGGAAGGUCACCGUGCUGCCGAGAUACAUCUGCUGGUUUAUUCCCAUUUGGGACGAGGCCAGUCGCUGUUGUCACAUCCUGACUUCCCAGCUGCCGUUCAGACGGUGUUAAAGUCCUACGCCGCCAUGACCGCUCUGUUUUGUCUGCUGUUAUUUUGCAGAGCCGGGAUCAAACACCUCACAGAGGACGCAACACACAGUGAUUAAACCAAAUGAAAUGUAAUUCUCUCUUUUUGAUUCAUGAUGGAUAUGCUGAAGACCAUCAGGAAGGAUUAUUUCCUCCAAAAACUAAAAUGAAGCAUUUAGUAUGAGAGUGUCGGUGGGCUGCAGUGCCUCCAUGUAGAAUUAGAAUGAUCCUCUUUUUUACAUGCAUGUGUUGGAUUUCAUUACUGAGGAAGACAAUUAGAGCUGCUGGGAAAAAAGAAAAGAAAAUGAUUUCUGACUUUUGACUUCUGACACUAAAGUCAAAAUUCAAAUUCUUUAUUAUUUUCUUCAUUUUCUUUUGAAGGACCCUAAUCCUCUUUCAUAAAUUACAGAUUAUGGCCAUUUCUCAAUAUGCGUACUUGUCUGUACUUGUGUACUCGGGUCGUUGUGAAACGUCAUCAGCUCUGACCCAAGUACUGUUACAAUCCUAAGGAUGUGUCAUGGCGGGUAUGCUCAAAGUUCCUGGAUGUAUUCUAACUCCGCCCAUCAUAUCGAGGAUGCAUCCUUCAGCAGACCUGGGACAGCAAGGUGUCCCAUAAUGUGCCGCAUCACCAACAGUUAUAUCCUGAACGUAAAAUGUCAGAAACGGCCCAUGUCCAUGAAAGCAGUAGCUGUGGCAACACUAGAAACUUCACCAAGUUUCACCAUCUUUGUCAAAAACAGAAUGUCUUCUGCUCCGUUCAGAUCAGACGGACAGGAAAUGGGUCAUUCAAGCCAAGCUAGUUCUGUAACUGUGUCCAGGAUAAGAAACCUGGAAUGAAACUUGAUCUCAUUUUCACUGAUGUUUCGUUUCGUUUUAUUGAGAUCCUCAUUAGCUUCUGCCUAAGUGCAGAUGCUAGUCUUCCUGGGGUCUCAUACAUUUUCAUACAAUAGUUUACAUAAGAUAAUACCCAACACACACACACACAUUCACGCACACACAUCCCUAAUUCACAUAAUACCAGUAGCUCAAGAUGAAAUCACAUAUCUAGAACAAAAUUACUUAUAUAAACUAAUAUCGGGAAAGGAGUUAAUCAAACCAAUAAAGAUUAAAAAUAAAAUAUAACAGAAUGGUGACAUCAUGUCCAUUGUUUCGUUCAUCGAUAUCCAGUAUUCGACCUCAAACCCAGAUUCUCAAUCCUUCGUUGCAGAGUUCAUAGUCACUAUACAAUUAAAUGUGUAAACAAAAAAAUUUUCAGUUUCUUCUGAAAAGAAAUGUUAUUACUUUCAAAAAUUAAAAAUCUAGGUAAUGCAUUCCAUGCAAUCAUAGCUUUAUAGUGAAAAGAUGGUUGAAUUUGAUUUGUUCUACUGCGUGGUAAAACACAUUUCAUCUCAUUUAUCUGUCGUGUAUUUUAAGUAUGAUUAUCUGAAAAAAACAAUAAUUUGCCAUAUAUAAUUUUUGGUGUUUUUGUAAUUAUUAUUUUCCUCACAGUUGUUACCAAGAUGUUUUCAGUCCUUUUUCUUCUCUUAACUCUCACCUAUUAUUUGCAGCUGUCUCACUCUACGCAGCCUCUCUCCUCCAUCGAUUAUGUGUCAAUUGUUUCUUCAUCACUUCUCUAUUUCCUUUCCUUCUGCCUGCAGACAUGCAGCUUAUCUGUUCGUCUGACGUCACUCAGAGCCAGCUUUAUGAACAAUGAUCAAUCAGAAAGGAAGGUUCUCUCAGGGCAGUUGUUCUCAUUUUCUGUUGGAAUGAAGAGAAAAAGGCAAUAACCACAGUGUUGCUCCUGCAAUGUUCAAUUAUUUCGUAUUUCUGCUUCUUAACAAAUUUACAACUACGUUUAACAUUUUGAUAUAGAAUACAACAUGAUACCGGUAAUAAUUGUCUAUUGGUUGGAUAAAGGUUGAACUAUAGAGAAGAAGAAGAUAUCAUUUCUAUAGCGCCUCUCAAGCUAAAAAUCCUGAGGCGCUUCACAAAAACUAAACAUGUAAAAAUAUAAAAAAGCAUUUAGAAAAUGUUUUAAAAUAUAUUUUACAUGAGCAAAAAUAGACGAUUGUGAUUAAAAAUGCAAAGAAAGAGAGAGAGUGAACAGGAAAGAGGGAAACCAGUGGAUCCUGAGGAAGGUGGAAUAGGUGGGGAGAGCAGAAUAAAGAGAGAGAGGUGAAGAAGGUCAUACAAAAGCCAGCUUGAACAAGUGAGUCUUCAGCUGCUUUUUAAAGGAGACCACUGAGUCCACUGAUCUCAGGCUCAGGGGGAGAGAGGUCCAGAGUCUGGGGGCCACAGCAGCAGAUGAUCUGUCACCUUUGACCUUUAGCCUGGUGCUGCACAACCAGUAGGCUUUGAUCACUGGACCUCAGGGGCCUGCUGGGGGUGUAGGGACUAAGAAGAUCACCAAUGUAAGAUGGUGCUUGUCCAUGUAAGGCCCUAUAGACCAGAACCAGGACCUUGAAAUGAACCCUGAAGUUGACUGGCAGCCAGUGAAGCUGGAGGAGAAGCGGGGGACAGAGGACAUUCACUCCCAACUCAUUAAUACAUGCAAUGAAACGUUAUUUAUCCUUGGUAGACCAAGUUUGCAGGGAGAAGCUAGGGAAUGUUUUUAUGUUGUCUUUAGCUGCAACAAUCAAAAAGAAACCAUCAUUUUAAUCUGAUUUUUCUAACCUGGCUUGUGAGUGGUAAGCUUCCAUUUGCAAGUCAUGCUAAUUAGAGCUAACGUGUUUUUUUCUAACACAAACUCGGCACACUUUCUCAAAGUAAUCCCCUUUUCCCCUAGCAGCCACACGAGGCUGUUUAGCUGCCCUUUGUCACGUUCUGGUUAGGAGGAGUAGGACCCAAUAUGCAGAGCACCAGACGACAUGAGGCAGGAGUUGAUAUAAAGUAAAAGAAUCCUUUUAUUGUAGGAUGAACAAAAAUAAAUCCAAAGGCAUGGAGCCCAAAAUCCAGAAACCCAAAAGCAGGAGAACAAAGCUCAAUCAGAGCACAAACUGGGGACUAGACAGGAAGCUCACACAGAGCACCAAAGAACAACGCUGACAAACAACAAUGGACCGACAAGAACAAUGAGACAAGGAGGGCUUAUAUAGACAGGGAGGAGCAAUUAGGGAAACAGGAAGCAGGUGUGUGGAGUGAGGCUGGAGGGAAGGCAGGUGACAACAAUUAUCUGGAUGGGGAAGAGAACCAGUGGAGGGCAGAUAAACCUAACACUAUAUGAAACACAAAACUUAACCUAAAGACUAAGGGAAGGACUCACACAAACACACACACAAACUCAUACACACAUACAAUGAACCGGGGAACAAGAGGCUGGGGCUACAACUUAAGACACACAACAGAGAUGCAGACAAAGGACACAUGAGGGCGCUAAGAGAACACAAAAGGAGAACCUGGAGUGGGAACUGGAGGAGCUGGGGAACAAAGGGACACAGAACAUGGCACACUUGGGAGUGAUGCAAGUCGCCUGAGUGAAAUUCACUGUUGAAUUCAAGUCAGUUGGUGUAAAAGUGUGUCCAAUUCUGACUUAAUGUAGACACACAGUUAGGUAACACUAGCAUAGCGUAUGCAGAUGUAUGUUUAGGGAUUUUACAGGGGCACAAACAGGAACAGGGACCAAGGGUAAUCACAAGUCAUUCAUGGGGAUUUUGUACAGGGAUGCUUAGAGAUACAUAUGAAGGUAACUCUAGGUAAACCAACACAUUCUCACACCCAAAGCAUCGAAAUAUGACGAUCAGGGUGCCCCAGCACAUCGGGAGAGGACGCGUCCGUGACACGGACAUUAUUCCUCGAACCUCUCGCGAUUUAACCUUCCCCUCACCCCCGUCCUAACCUUAACUCAGUAAUUUUCAAUUAAGCUUUGCAUGCGCAAGCUGGUUAAGGUUAGAAUGGGGUUGAGGGGAAGGUUAAGUAGAUCACGACUCGGUCAAAUGUCCGUGUAACCGCAGGCGUCGGAUACCGACACUCUGGGACAGCGCGUCCUCUCCUGACGUGCUGGGGCACCCUGAUCGUCAUAUUUCGACGCUUUGGGUGUGAGAAUGUGUUGGGUAAACAUAAGUGUGUAAAGGGUGAGAACAGGGUAAAUAGGGGGUGUGUUUGAGAACACAUACCACCUUCAGGUAAUAACCUGAGAAGAAUCUAGUCCCACCCUGUAAUGGGGUUACUACCUUUCAGAUAUGAAAAUAAGUUUUUUUUUGUUGUUUUUUUUUUAUGUUUUAUUUUCAUUUAUUGACAUUAAAAUGAAAAUACAAUCAGAACUAAAUUGCUGCAAGCCAAAAUGAAAAAGGGGACAGAAAGAAGAAAAACUUAUGUUGUCUGCCCCUUUUAACUAAAAUAAUAUUAAUACAAAUGAAAUAAUCACAUGAUUCUUAAAGAAAUUGAACAAUAUAGUUCCUGGACCUGUUGGCCGACAAAAUCUCAACCCAUGAAUUUGAGAAAAAAAAUAGAAAAAGAAAACAAUUUACACAGAAAGAAGCAUUAAGUUACAGAUCUAUAUACAUACAUAUGUACACAUACGAAUACAUACUAGUUUUUUUUUUCCUUUCAUCCCCCCCACCCCCCUCCCCUCACACAUUUAUGUAACGGAUCUAUAUAAGUUAAUCGUUUUAUUUUUUAUCUCUUUUUUGAAAGUCAAUAUUGUUUUUGCAUUCUUGAGUUCAGUAUUCAAUUUAUUCCACAGUUUAACUCCAUAUGUGGAGACACAAUGUUCCUUUACGAGUAUCCGAUGUCUAGGUAUGUUAAAUAAUUCAUGUCCCUUUAAAUCAUAUUUGCUAUGUCUUUUUGUAAAUCGUUUAAUUAAUCCUGCAGGUACGUUCCUUUUGUUUGCAUUAUACAUAAAUUUUAAAAUAUUGUUGUCCACCAGAUCGUAGAAUUUUAGUGUUUUUAAUUUAAUAAAUAAUGGAUUGGACGGAUCUCUGUAGUUGCUCCUUGUGAUUAUUCUGAUUGCUUUUUUCUGUAAGAUGUAAAUGGAAUUUGUGUAAGUUUUAUAUGUUGUUCCCCAGAUUUCAAUGCAGUAGUUCAGGUACGGUAUGAUCAGUGAGUUAUAUAACAAAUAUAAUGAAUUAUUGUAAAGCUACCCUUUAGCUCUAUGUAACAGUGCAACAGUUUUAGAUAUUUUAGUUUUGACACUGUUUAUAUGUAGUUUCCAUGACAUUUUUUCAUCAGUGAUGACUCCCAGAUACUUGACUUCUUUAACUCUUUUAAUAUUAAUCUCAUCUAUAUUUGAUAAAAUUUCAUCAUUUGAAUGUGUAUUACUAAAUAUCAUAAAACAGGAUUUAUCACUGUUUAAUGAUAGUUUGUUCCCAUCAAAACAUAGUUUAAUUUUUUCAUCUCUGUUUGUAUCACUUCUAUCAUCUGCUCAACAUU